Messenger RNA from Eutrema salsugineum, 1206 nucleotides. RefSeq lists its product as uncharacterized. The transcript has 7 exons. Lineage: Eukaryota; Viridiplantae; Streptophyta; Magnoliopsida; Brassicales; Brassicaceae. The record is from RefSeq and is a predicted model, not a curated record. The coding region runs from base 1 to 1206 and encodes 401 amino acids.
AUGAUCGGGCGGAUAAAAGCUAGAUUAGUUGUGCUUAACAUUGUAAUUAUAGCAAUGAUAGUGACUGGAAGUGAGUUCUUCGCUACCUGUGAUGUCGAAAUAGAUCGACUUUUGAGAACACUCAAUAAACCUCCUCUUAAAUCCAUCAAGAGUGGAGAUGGAUAUAUAAUAGAUUGUGUUCAUAUCAAAAAUCAUCCAAUUUAUGACCAUCCUUUAUUCAAAAAUCACACCAUUCAGAUGAGGCCAAGUUAUUACCCAAAAGGAUGGAACAAUAUAUCCUUGAACACCAAAGAACAAUCAAGUAUGGUGACUCAAAGCUGGAGCAUUAAAGGGAGAUGCCCCAAAAAUAGUAUUCCAAUAAGAAGAACGAAAAAAGAAGAUAUUUUACGAGCAGGAUCAAUUGAAAUAUACCGAAAAAAGUUUCCUUACAACAUUCCUCAUCCCCAACAACAAAAUCUAACUACAAAACAUGAGCAUGCCGUGGUUAAUGUGGAUGGAAAGUUUAAUGGAGCGAGAGCGCGUAUAAAUGUGUGGAAACCUUUUGUAAAGCAAAACGAGUUCAGCCUCGCACAAAUAUGGGUUGUCGCUGAAGCUGGUGAAAGAACUAACACUAUUGAAGCUGGUUGGCAGGUGUACCCAAAUAAAUAUGGUGAUUUUAACCCUCACUAUUUUAUUUAUUGGACUAGAGAUGAUUACAAGAAAACAGGUUGCUACAAUCUUGAUUGUCCAGGCUUUGUUCUUGUCAACCAAGGAUUUGCCUUAGGUGUGCCUGUAAAAGAUAUUUCUACCUUGAAUGGUCAACAAUAUGAAUUUCCCACAAUAAUAUGGAAGGACUCUCAUUCAGGGCAUUGGUGGUUGAAAUUUAGUGACCAUACACUUGUAGGGUAUUGGCCUUCUAAAUUAUUUAAUACUUUAUCAAUAGGUGCAAAUAGUAUACAGUUCGGAGGCGAAAUAACAAAUAAGGAUAAAUCUCAACACACAGAGACACAUAUGGGAAGUGGGCGUUUCGCACAAGAGGGAUAUCAAAAAGCUAGUUAUUUUAGAAAUGUUGAGAUCAUUAAUGAAAAUGAUCUUCCGCAACAACCAGUGGGUGCACAUCCUAUUACGCGAGAACAGAAUUGUUACAAUCUCGCUCUUGGCAAUCAUUUUGUUUGGGGGACUUUCUUUUACUAUGGUGGUCCUGGUCAAAAUCCUAAUUGUAGAUGA